Lytechinus pictus (painted urchin) is the source of this 10076-nucleotide messenger RNA. Its product is annotated as lysine-specific demethylase 5A-like. The record is from RefSeq and is a predicted model, not a curated record. The transcript has 29 exons. Gene Ontology annotation, biological process: chromatin remodeling; regulation of DNA-templated transcription. Lineage: Eukaryota; Metazoa; Echinodermata; Echinoidea; Temnopleuroida; Toxopneustidae. Gene Ontology annotation, cellular component: nucleus; chromatin. The coding region runs from base 192 to 7151 and encodes 2319 amino acids. Gene Ontology annotation, molecular function: histone H3K4me/H3K4me2/H3K4me3 demethylase activity; DNA binding.
ACACAUGCGCAAUGGUGACGUGCAGCUCGCAUAUCGAUAGCUUAUCGUGCGAUUACGAUAUCUACGUACGGUAAUGUUUUCGACUUCGGAGAGGAACAUUUUUAUCACAAAUAUGUGACUGAAAACACAUCUCUUUAAGGAGUAAUCUGUGGUGUGACUAAAUAAUAAAGGAUUUUAUUGGAAUCAUAAUCAUGGAUGACGGUCAGGCUUUCGUUCCACCACCGGAAGCUCCCGUUUUUGAACCAUCAGAGGAAGAUUUCUCGGACCCCCUCGCUUACAUUGCCAAGAUACGGCCCAUUGCAGAGAAAACUGGCAUUUGUAAAAUUAGACCUCCUCCGGAUUGGCAACCUCCAUUUGCUGUUGAUGUUGAAAAUUUCAAAUUCACUCCAAGGAUACAAAGACUGAAUGAACUUGAGGCUAAGACAAGAAUAAAGCUGAACUUCUUGGACAGUAUCGCCAAGUUUUGGGAACUGCAGGGUUGCAGACUAAAGAUACCGAAUGUAUGUGGCAAAUGCUUGGACUUGUACAAUCUAAGCAAGAUUGUUCAAGAUGAGGGUGGAUUUGAGUUUGUUUGCAGAGAAAGGAGGUGGAGCAGGGUUGCAAACAGACUUCAUUACCCUCCUGGUAAAGGUGUUGGAAGUCAACUGUUAAAGCAUUAUGAGAGAAUUCUUUGGCCUUAUGAUGUCUUCCAUUCUGGAGCAUCCUUUGACCAACCAGUGCAACCACUCCCAGAGGGUGAUGCCAAGGACAAGGAUUAUGUACCUCAUGGGAUCCCGUCUCGUCAAGCCAUCAAACCACCUUCUACAGGGGGUUACAGUCGCAGAGUCAAGAGACAAGCACCAGAGGAGCCGCUGACAGUUGACAUCAGCAACAACCCAGAGUUGAAGAAGCUUCAGCUGUUUGGUCCUGGACCUAAGUUUGCUGGUCUGGGCCUCGUUGCCCAUCCAGGAGAGAAGAAAGGUAGUUUUGACGAAACCCCCAUGAUGAUGAGCCCUGAAAGAAAUGGAUUAGAUGGAUCGUGGGCUAAGCUAGACCGUCAGUCUAGCACAACUGAGCAAGAUGUUAAAGAAACCAAGGGAACCCCCAAGAAGGCCAGCAAGUCCUCUCCAAGGAAGGCUGCCCAGGAUGCAGCUGCUGCUGCUUCGUCUAUGCAGAUGAGAGCUCGAGCUGGCAAUGUAACGAGUCUGAUUGAGACAUACAUGUGCCAUGUAUGUGGGCGUGGUGAUGUAGAGGACUGCCUCCUGCUGUGCGAUGGAUGUGAUGAUAGCUUCCAUACAUUCUGUCUUAUCCCUCCCCUACCAGAGGUUCCCAAAGGCGACUGGAGGUGCCCUUCCUGUGUUGCUAAGGGUCUGAGUAAACCACAGGAUCCAUUUGGUUUUGAGACAGCUCGCAGGGAAUACUCCCUGCAGACAUUUGGUGAGAAGGCUGAUCAGUUCAAGAAAGAUUACUUCUCCAUGCCCGUUCAUAUGGUUCCACCAGAGCAGAUUGAGAAGGAAUUCUGGAGACUGGUUCAGUCUGUUGAGGAUGAUGUAUUGGUGGAGUACGGGGCCGAUAUCCAUACUCUUGUCCAGGGCAGUGGCUUCCCCACCAAGAAGAGCAAGGUGGUCGCUGCUGAAGACCAGGAGUACAUUACAUCGCCGUGGAAUCUCAAUAACUUACCCAUUCAAUCCGAGUCAGUGUUGUGUCAUAUCAAUGCUGAUAUCUCUGGUAUGAAGGUACCCUGGAUAUAUGUUGGCAUGUGCUUCUCAUCUUUCUGCUGGCAUAAUGAGGAUCAUUGGAGUUAUUCUAUCAAUUAUCUCCAUUGGGGUGAGCCAAAGACCUGGUACGGGGUUCCGGGAAGUGCAGCAGAUCUAUUUGAGAAAGCAAUGAGAAGUCAGGCCCCAGAGCUAUUUGAAGCACAGCCUGACCUGCUUCAUCAGUUAGUCACCAUCAUGUCGCCUACCAUCCUCAUGAACCAUGGAGUCCCGAUUGUCAGAACCAAUCAAUGUGCUGGAGAAUUUGUAGUGACAUUCCCUAGAGCCUAUCACGCAGGCUUCAACCAAGGUUACAACUUUGCAGAAGCUGUCAAUUUCUGUCCGGCUGAUUGGCUUCCGAUGGGCAGGCAGUGCAUCGACUACUACCGCUCCUUACAGCGAGUCUGUGUGUUCUCACACGAAGAGUUGGUAUGUAAGAUGGCAGCAGACCCUGAAAGCUUGGAUCUCAGCAUGGCUGCAGCGGUUUACAAAGAAAUGCUGUACAUCGUCAAUGAAGAGAAGAGAUGCAGGAAGGCUUUACUUGAGAGAGGUAUUACCGAAGCAGAGCGGGAGGCCUUUGAGCUGCUCCCUGAUGAUGAGAGACAGUGUGAGAGCUGCAAGACCACAUGUUUCCUAUCAGCCAUCACAUGCCCAUGCACUCCUAACAAACUAGUCUGUAUUCAUCAUGUGGACAAACUGUGUGAAUGCCAGUCAUCAAAGCAUUGUCUCAGAUAUCGAUACACUCUUGAUGAACUGCCAGCGAUGUUGCAUAAUCUGAAAAUUAGAGCAGAGUCCUUUGACAAUUGGGCUAACAAAGUCCAGAAUGCCCUCAAAGCAUCUCAAGAUUCUAAGCUGGAUAUAGUUCAGCUGAAAGAGAUGAUUGAGGAGGCAGAUGAGAAGCAUUUCCCUGACAAUGAGCUGCUUCAGAAAUUGAUGAAUGCUGUGGCCGAGGCUGAGAGGUGUGCCAGUGUUGCUCUUCAGCUUGUCAACAAGAAACACAAGACAAGGAGUAAGAGCAUUGUGGAUACUAAAUAUGUGAGUAAGCUGAACUAUGAGGAACUGACUGACUUCAUGGAGCAAGUCCACAGUCUGCCUUGUGAGAUUCGGGAAGCUCUACUAGUCCAGAAACUUGUGGAUGAGGUGGAGAAAUUUCGCUCUGAAGCCCACGAUGCUCUUUCGGAUGCCAUCCCAAAUUCUGAUAAGCUGAAAAGACUUCUUGAAGUAGGUUCCGCCCUCGACAUCGAGCUUCCUGAGAUUCCAAAACUUAAGCUGGAGCUUCACCAAGCUCGAUGGCUCGAUGAUGUCCGUGCUACCCUUGCCCUGCCUACCAGCGUGACCCUAGAGACCCUACGCAAACUGAUAGACUCCGGAGUGAGUUUAGCCCCACAUCAAGCCAUUGAGAAGGCCAUGGCUGAACUACAGGAACUCUUGACUGUCAGUGAGAGAUGGGAAGAGAAGGCUAAGCUCUGCUUGGCUGCAAAGCCCAGACAUGCUAUUGCUACUUUGGAAGCAAUCAUCAACGAGGCACGUAAUAUCCCUGUGCACCUCCCCAACACGAUAGCUCUCAAAGAAGCACUCAAGAAGGCUAAAGACUGGAGCAAGCAGAUUGAAGAAAUUCAGAGUGGAGAACACUUCCCCUACCUAGAUGUCCUGGAGUGCAUGGUGGUCCGUGGUCGUACCAUCCCAGUACGCCUGGAACAACUGGCCCAAGUUGAGUCUCAAGUGGCUGCAGCCAGGGCCUGGAGAGAAAGGGCAGGACGUACCUUCCUCAAGAAGAACACAUCGUACGCCCUCCUUGAAGUGCUGUCUCCAAGGACGGACAUUGGUCAGUACCUGUCGGGAAAGGCCAGGCGAAAGAAACAGAAGGACUUGGAGAGGUUGAAGGAGCAAGAGAAAGAGUAUGCCACCGAUGUGGACAUUGGUAGCAGUACCAGUGGGUCCAGGGACCCAGUCACAUUUAUGGCAUCUUACAAGAAUGCUGAGGUCGAAGAGCUUGAUGCAAUCAACACCUUAAGAGACAAGAAUCGUCGCAAGCAACAGCUCGAGGAAGAUGGUGUGGAGCAGGGCAAGUACUGUGUGUGUCGUAAGCCAGUCAGUGGCUUUAUGCUUCAGUGUGAACUCUGUAAGGACUGGUUCCAUACAACCUGUGUCCCCUUGCCAAAGGCAUCCAGCAAGUCUAAGUUUUCCAAUGGCCUUGGCGGGAGCAAUGUAUCCACCUCCAGUGGUGUCCAGAACAUCAAGGAUGUCAAAUUCCUCUGUCCGAUGUGCUUGAGAUCACGCCGACCCCGUCUAGAGACUAUCUUGUCGCUUCUGGUGUCUCUUCAGAAGCUACCUGUAAGGUUGCCUGAGGGUGAAGCCCUCCAGAGACUGACUGAGCAUGCAAUGAACUGGCAGGACCGUGCCAAGCAGGCACUUGCUACAGAUGAACUCUCCGACGCCCUCACCAGACUUUCCUCCAUGAGCCACAAAAUGAUGGAGCAAGCAGCCAAAGCCAAGACGGACCGCAUCAUCUCAGCAGAACUGAAGAAAGCUGCCAGGAAAUCGGAGCUCCAGGAGCGUGUUGAGAGCAUCACAUCUAGGGUAACUGAAUCAUCAAACAAAAGUGUUCAUCAAGACUCCAUCCUGCAUGGCAUGCUACCGGUCCCAACGCAAUCAGAUGGGAUGGUGCUAGAUCAGGAGGAAGAACAGGUUGAUAUGGACAUGGGUGUAUCUAUCACUAUGGAUGUUUCCUCUGAUGAUGUUGGUGUUGAUGUACCACCUGUGAUGUCGAGUGGGAUGGACACGGGCUUUGUUUCAGAACAUGCUUACAGUGCAGCCUCCAAACCAGCACUUUCACAGCCCUCCAAGAAGCACCCACGAAAGACCCCUCUGAUACCACGAAGCAUCGACCCAACGUCUCCACCGCCCUCCUUGAGCUCCUCCACCGGCUCCCAAUCAGCCACCCUGGAGCUGUCUCUCUAUGCCAGGGCACAGCUAGAGGAUCUGAUGGUCGAGGGUGACCUGCUGGAAGUCUCUCUGGACGACACCCAGCAGCUAUGGCGCAUCCUGCAGGCAUGCCAACCAGUUCAUCAGGAACGGUUUAUGGAGCACAUUCUAGAGCAAAUGCCACCCGAAAGCCUGGAGAAACUGAAGGUGAAAUCGGAAGCCAAGGAGAAGAAGAAGAUGAAACUCAAACGAAAGAAGGACGACAUUGAAAUCAUGUCCGCGGAAAUGAAGCUUGAGAAGAAGAAAAAGAAGAAAGAGAAGAGGGAGAAGGAGUUGGCUGCUCCAGGGACGGCUCCUUUGAUUCCGCAGAAGAAACUUGGAGAGAAGGUCAAGAAGGAGGGCAAAGAGAACAAGGAGAAACAGAAGAAGAAAAUGAAGAGGAAGAAGGCUGAAAAGCUAUUAGUUCCUGGUAACUUGCCCAUCAAGAAGGAAGAUAUCAAGGAAGAAGUGAUAAUCAAUGUUGAUGGUGACGAAGACGAUGAUGAUGAAAUCUGCUCUGCUAAGAAGUGUCUUAGACCCCUUGGUGAUGAUAUCAACUGGGUCCAGUGCGAUAUGUGUGAGAAGUGGUAUCAUCUGCUCUGUAUCGGUAUGAAGCAACAACCUGAAGAAGAUGAAGAGUUCUUCUGCAGGGUAUGUACUAAGAAGCGUUCAUUACAAAAGGCUGGCGGACAGAAAUCCAAGCAGAAGACUGACAGUACUACUCCAAGCCCAGCUGCUACUCCUACCAAGCAAAUUAUGUCACCAAUAUCCUCUCAAGAAAUUGUUACCAAGACUGUUGGUAUGACACAAGGUGUCAUGAAGGUACAGUCUUCUGGAAGAUCGAGUGGCAGGAAUUCCCCUGUUACGGUUUCCAGUGGACGAAAUUCCCCCUCGGUUGCAACUGUAAAAGUAGAGCCUCAGGGGGGUUCUGGUAGAAAUUCUCCUGCACUGAGUACAAGUGGACGUAGAACCCCAUCAGCAUUGUCUCUUGGGAGGAAUUCCCCUCUCACACUAGGCUCUGGAAGAAGUUCCCCCGCAACAGUGCCAGUGCAGGCAGCUACCAGUACUCAAGGCUCUGGAAGAAAUUCCCCUGCAGCGGUACCCAUGCAGACAGCCACCGGGACUCUAGGCUCCGGAAGAAGUUCCCCUGUAACAGUGCCCAUGCAGACAACCACCAGUACAAAGCCACCAGCACUUCCUGUUAAAGACAGAAGAUCACCUGUGUUUGCCACUCAUAGUGAAAUGACCAAAGAUGAUCUUCCUGGGUUAGACAUCACUUCAAAAUCUGCAUUAUUAGUGCAGAAAAAUGUAGAUACUGGCAUCCUGCCUUUGAACAAAGAUAAAGAGACUGCAAUGGUGUGUGAAGAUAAUGAUCAGACCUUGGGCCAGAAGGAGACAAUCAGACUUGAUGUUGUCACUAAACCAAGCUCUGAUAUAAAGGAAGUUAAGGCCAGUCCAUCUGCCGAUGUUGUUCCACUCGUGACAUCACCAUCUUCAGAUGAAGAAUCUCAGAGCCAACAAGAAGAUUCUGUUGUUUCUGUGCCAAUAACAGAUUCACAAGAGACUUUGCCAACAAAUGAUGUACCAUCAACAAGUGUAACGUCCUCCCAAUCGCUGUGUGAAAGUGUUCAGGCAAGUGAUACUGAUGUAAAGUCAGAAACUGUUGAAGUGACGUCCGUGUCAGAAGACAUAGAGGAAAUAAAGGAAGCCUCCAAAGAACCCUUGAUUACAGAAGAUCCAAAAUGUGAGAACACCAUGCCAGACAGUACGUGUAUCCCUUUGCCACAAUCAAAUGUUGAUAAUGUAGAGGAAUUCACUGAAUCCAAGCAAGAUGAUGAUGUAGAACCCAUGCCUGUUGAUGAAUCAUCUGAUGAAGAAAUAGAAACAAAAACAUCUGAUAAUGCAGUGCCCGAGAGUAGCAGUAGUCUGGAACCACCCUCUCCAUCAAGUGGGGAAAGUGAAGUACAGCUUGUCAAGGAAGCAUGUCUGACCCCUGACGCAGAAGGCGAGCAACGUUUAGAUGAUAUUGAAGUAGCAAUAGAAUCUGAGAUCUUGCCAGAAGAGCCAAGUGAACCUGCCACGUCACAGUCUCCUGUCAUUGAUGAUCCAGUGCUUCCUGUAGCGUUUGAUGACACACCAACAGUACAGCCUUCGUCUCCACCAACUCUUAUCAAGGAACCUGAGAUUGAAUUCCAAGAUCCUGUUGAGACUCUUAGACCACCACUUGUAGAACCAGUUGAGUUAGCUGCCACCGAAGGUGCCUCAAAGGCACUUGAUGCUCCUGCACUGAUCCAGGAAGAAGACAACAAAGCACCAAAUGAACAAUCAGAGCCAAUGGAAAUCACAGAAGAGUUGUCUGAAAAUGAACCAAAGCAAGAGACUGAUAGCCAAGGGGAAUCAUUCCCAGAGAGGGUAUGUACAGAAAAUGAGCAAAUGGAUUCAAAUCCAUCGUGAGGUGUGAAACCUAAUAGAGAUAGUCAGGGUUGGACAACAUAUGAAAGAUAGACAUUAUACAAUUUAUCACGUUAGUCAAUCAUGACUUGUUGAAUUAAUUCAUACCAACAUAUAUGUGCUUUAAAAUAUGUUUACCAUCUUUUUCCAGUGUUUUUGCAUGCCCUCUUAUCACAUUAUGCAUACUGUGACUUGAAAGUUAUUUUCUUCUCUGAAUUAAAGGUAAGGUAGAGAAAAUAUUGAAAGAAAAAUACUUUGUGUUCAAUUUUGUUAAUGGCUUAAAACCUUUCUUGUUUAUAUUGUGUAAUUGUGUUCAACUUGAUUGUGUUUUCUUACUUUCUCAUUUUUUGAAUUCCUUUUUGAGAUUACCUAUAAAAAGAGGAAACUAAGAUGUUUUCUAGAGGUUGAUAUGAGGCAAUUUUCAUAGUGUAGAUACACGUAAUCAAGAGGAAAUCUUGUUUGAAAUUAUCUGCUACAUGCUCAUGUAUAUAGUAUUUACAUUGUUUAUGAGAAUAACGAAAACACAGAAAAGCUUGAAAAAUUUUUAAGUUUUACUUACACUUCAUGUGUAUGUAUGUUACAAUCACAUCCACUUUCACAUGCACAUUGAUGAUGGUAAUAUGCAUUACUGGAUAAUGACCUGUGCUCAAUAAAUUCACUAUCCUUUAAAGCCACACUGAUAUUUUCGGAUUUACUGGAGCUAUACACAUUUACCCUUCAAACUUCUACCUCUAGUGUUGUCCAUGUCAUCUUAAAUACUGACUCAAUUAUUUGUUUUUGAAACUGGUGUUAUUACUUUGAACUUCAUAUUCAUAUUGCUUUUGCCGCUUUAAAAUGAAAGGUUCAAAUGAUUCAAUGUGAUUAUUGAUCUUGUAAAUAUGUAUCAUGUUUUCAUUGAAUAAUUCAUCCAUUUACCUGAGCUCAUUUUAUUUUAUUGCGCUGGAUGGUGGUAUGUAGUAUUUGCUAGAUGCUAUACAUUUCGUGUAACAAACACCCAUUAUAAUUUUGUAGAAGAUAUACAUGUAUGGCAAUGCAAAUGCUGAAUGGUUUUUAGAUUUUGUCACCAAAAAAAAUGUCACAGGUAUAGCUUUGAAAACUGAAAGAUGCUAACAAUUAUCUUAUCAAAGUUUGCAUGAGAUUAAAGAGAUUGUUGAAUAAAGAGAACUUAGCGAAACAAUUUGUGACUUCUUUUGUAGAUGUUAAUCUAAUCUGUCUUUAGCUGAAUAGUAAAAUUGUGGAUUAAACUUGUAAAUAAUGAGAGAGAAAAUCUGGUAUGUACAAUGUAUGUGUCACAGAUAACAUGCCAGAUGGUGACUUUGUUAUGAUUAUUAUUUUGUUCUACUUUUGAAGCAAUGUUUUCAUUUAAAAUAUUAACAUCUGAAGUAUCAUCGGGUGCUAUGAUACAAGAAAUGUACAUAUACUGACACUUUAUUGAUGUACAGAUAAAAUUGAAAACAAAUCAUUAAUUUACCUUUCUUUGAAAUUCUGAUGUCAUCAAUCGAUUUUUCUUUUCACUUUUGAAAAUUGCGAUAUAUUUAAUGAAUCAUGCAUGUAUUUAAUUCGAAAAUGUCACAACACGUCUGUUACUAGGCAACCAUCUCUUGUUUUGCCUUCAGAUACGAAUAUGUUCCCUUUGUAUUUCUUCUUUUUUGUACUAUUCUGUCUAUAAAUGCACAUUUGUAAUUAACAUUAGAUAUUGAUUGUCUUCUUGCAAUGAAACGGACAUAAUUUCACUGAAUGUAACAACAGAAGUGGCUGUGUACCAUUCGCACAGCGAUUGGCUUAAGAAAAUCAAGGACGGCCAUUCUAGUGGCACUUGCCUAUAUUCCUAACUCAAGUCUAAAUUAGACCCUGGUCUAAACUUGUGCUUAAACUAUGGAUAGCCAGUAGUGACACAAAUCACAGGUUCAAUUAAUCAGCUCAGCUGGCACUCAAAGAAUUCAUAAUUGUCUUGGAAUGAUGGCUUAAACAGUUUGCUCCACCAUUGAACAAUAGGUAGUAAAGGGAGUAAACAUAGGGAACAUACAGUGUCACAAAAUAUGAUAUUUUCAGCUUUCCAUAAUUUUAGUACAGAGUUAAACCAUGGACUAAUUGGAAACUGGAGUUUUGGAAUAUGGUUCAUUGUGACUAGAAUAGGUUUCACUUUCCUUGAUAAAUGUUUUAUUAAAUAGAAAAGCACACCAAAUAAUGUAAUCAUGUUCUUAAUUUCCAAAAGAUAACACAAAUUCUUACAGGUAUCUAAGCAUGUCAGAGAUAAUCCAACAUUUGAGCAUUACGACAAUCUUCGGUUAUGAUUUUGGCAGUUUCAUUUUUCAUUUCUGUUACAAUGAUGUAAAUAAUAUGUGUGUAUAAAAGAUUUGUUGGAAUCAGAGUUCAUGGGUAGAUGUAGAGGGCUUAGAAUGAAUCAUUCAUAUAUGUAUGUUGUAUUUCUAUUGCACUUGGUGGAAAAAUGGGAAAGGGACUUAGACCAAUCUAGAGACAUAUUUGUUAUGUAAUUUGACAGUUCAGUAUCAAUUCUGUUGAUUUUAACGGUUUUUAAACCAAAUUACGAACAUCUAUAAAAAAAAACAUAGUGUUGCAGCCGUAUCACUUUUAUUAUGAGGUAAAUGAAGUCAAGCGCGUCUAUACUAAAUGCAUUUGAAAUUUAAUCAUUGAUAGAAUCUAAAAUUUGUUUACAGUUACAUAUAUUCAAGAAUUUGUCCCGUUUUACCUUAUGCUGAAAGCAAGGAAUUGUGAGUUGAGUAAUUUUGAUGCAGCCAAUUAUGUCUGUAUAUCACAAUUUAUGAAUGAGAUGCAUGCAAAAUCUAGAGGUUUGUGAAAACAGGUCCCCCAUUUGUCUCUUGUUAAAACACCUACCCCUAUUAUUUGUAUCCUAUGUGUUGCAUUAGGUUCUGCAAUAAAGACGAACUUCAGUGGAUACUCAUUAAA